Striga asiatica is the source of this 1570-nucleotide messenger RNA. The record is from the annotation of a GenBank genome assembly. Lineage: Eukaryota; Viridiplantae; Streptophyta; Magnoliopsida; Lamiales; Orobanchaceae.
CAAUUUUCACAUUCUCCGCUGUCCGCUCCAAAUUCACUGUAGCGGCUGUAAGUGCGAUCGAUCACUAAAUUAGUCCAUUAUUUCUUGCCCGAUUGAUUCUGUUUUUCCCGUUCAAUUUAUUCUGUGUAACUGUAAGAUGAAUUAAUUAGUUUUUUUCCGUGUUCAGUUGAUAAAUUCGGGGAUGAAUUUCACAUAGUUUUUUAGAUGAUUCUGGUUUGUGAUUUUUCUGAAGUGUUUAUGUGUUAGCCAUGAUGAAUUUCUUACAGAGUAUUGAUUUUUAUGUGUUUGAUGGUUUUCUAGCGGCUGUAUGCUUCUGUUGCGGGCUUGAUUUUGGUGUAAUACUGAUUUUGGUGGUGUGAAUAUUUUCCAAGGUUUUGUGGUAUGGAUUGAAAAAAAAAUUGUUUGAAACUGUAAGGGUACUGAGAUUAGCAAUGGUGUGUUUGUAGAAGUUUAAUUUAAAUGUUUUCAAUUGGGGAAUUUUUUGUUCAUGGGAAGCUCGGUCUUAGGAAAUAGUAAUGAGGUUUUGAACAAGUAGUUUUUCGUUUCUUUUGGAGGGGAAAUUGUUAAUGUAGUGAUUAUAUUCAUGCUAAAAUCUGCCGAGAAUUGUGUUUACCGAAUACGUACUCAUUAGUUUGUGAUAUGAAAACUCGAUUGCAUACUUUUAGUUGUGCAAACAUGAUAGCCAGGAAGUGGGGGCAGGACAUAUGCUAUACGUUCGAGCACAUUUGGGUCGCCUAAUUUAUUAGUUAUGUCGAACAAUGAUGUUGAAGCCGAUAUUGUUCCUAAAGGAAAGGAUUGGGAAGUUGUUGCACUCACUGAAUCCAUGUAUGCUGCUGCCCCUUCUCCUCUCGAGCAGGAAAACCUUCAGAAAAGUCCAGCCAAUUUAAUUGGGGCCUUAAAUCCCGAGACUGAUCGUGCAAUGCUCAUGUCCGCCCACUUUGGAUUUUCACCGAGCAUGCUCGAGAACCAGCCUGCUGAGCCCAAAAUCGAGGAAGUCGAAGAAAAUUUGAAUCUCGAAGGCCCACUUUCUGAUGGAGUUAAAACAUACGAUGUUGAAAAGGACGAAGAUAAUGAACAUUUUGAAUCUUCGGACCCUACUGUGGAUGAUCCAUUCUUGUCGAAUGUUGAUGAAGAUGAAUUUAGUAAGCUCCCAAAUGCCACUUGUGAGGCUUGGUGGAGAAAGUACACGUCUUUCUUGUGUGGGCAGUCGAACUCGAAAAGCGUGAAUCCAUAUUGGUCGGUUGCAAUUACUGCUGCUGUUGUGGGGCUCGUGAUCGUUGGUCACAGGUGGCAGCGUGAGAAUCGGCCGCAGGUUUUUCGGAUUAAGUAAACUGUUAAACUGUUAAUAGCAAGUUUUACUAUAAUUGUUGAGCUGCUAGGGGAAAGAAAGUUUUUCUAUAAUUGUUCAUUAGUUAAGCUUUUACAUUCUAUUUGCAAGGACUUGAAGGUAGUAGUGGUGUUUGGUGGUACAUAAAUUCCUUGUGUGAGACGGCCAUUAGGCGUGUCGGCUCUUCUUAUCUUUAUAAAAAAAAAUAAAAAUGCAUAUUUAUGAAAUGUUUUUUGUGCGAGA